UAUAUAUAUACCGAAGUUGAGUUCUGGAAAGCAGAUGGAAACAUUUAGAAUAUCUUUACUACAACCAUACCCAGCAAGCAUUGAGACAAACGUAAAACUAACUAAGAUUAGUAUCAAUUACUGCUAACAAGAAGAAAUUUUGUUGAAAUGUUGUUUGAUGCUUUCACAAACCGCAUUUUUGAUGAUAUCUUUGACCUUCAUGACCGUUCGAAGCAAGCAACGUCUGCUUGGUUUAGUUGUUGGGGGCCUGCCUUUGAAUUAAGGGAAACAGAUAGCACCAUUGAAGUCGACGUGGAAGUUCCCGGAAUCCCUAAGAAUAACUUGAACAUAGAUUUGGAUGGUCGAAAAUUAACUGUUUCCGGAGAGCGCAAACCAGAUGAAUCUCAAUCUGGUCCUCUCAUUCGUUGGAGUGAGAGAUGCUUUGGCGCUUUUUCUCGAACCAUAGCUCUGCCUCAACAUGUUGAUGAUCGGAUGGUACAGGCCUCUUUAAAAGAUGGCAUACUCAGUAUCAUCAUGAACAAAAAAGAGGUAGAGUCCAGUACAAGAAUUAUUGAGAUUCAGUGAGGUAUGUAAAAGUAGAAACUUUUUUCUCUUCCUCCUCCUCCUUAAUGAUCAUUGUCCGAAAAAAGUAAGGAUGGUAUAAAUCUAUCACUUGUUUAUCGGUAUGAAUGAAAGCUUCAAAUUUUCCUUAAUAAUGGCUUAAUGACACUCGCUUCUAUAAACUAGCUACGGAGUAUUUCUGUUGAAGACUAAGAAAGCACAUUAUCACUCGAAUAUUUAUAAAUAUCAUUAGAGUGAUACACUUGGAUAGACAGAGAUGCAGUUAGCUGCAGAUGCGAUUUUUAUUAUUUUGUGUAUUUAUCUUCGUCCUAUGAAUAGUUUACGAAAAAAAAAAAAAAAAAAAGUACGAACUCUUACUGCAAAAGUACACUUCUCUUGUUGAAAGCACAAUUCGGCGUGUACCGUUUGCAUACCUCUUUACAAUAAAAAAGCCUAUAACAUGCUUUGAUUCAUCAAAAGGAUAAACUGUCAAUGGAAGAAGCCCAACCAGAAAAAAUAGUAUCUUUUCAUUGCUUUCAAUGACUAGCUUCCAUCGAUAUUCUGGUGUUUCAGUAUCUGUUUUAAUAAAAAAAUUUUUAUCAUUAUAAUUAAUUCUAUAAACUAUGA
Schizosaccharomyces cryophilus OY26 is the source of this 1167-nucleotide messenger RNA. RefSeq names its product hsp20-like protein. Gene Ontology annotation, biological process: protein complex oligomerization; response to hydrogen peroxide; response to salt stress. NCBI's taxonomy places the organism in Eukaryota, Fungi, Ascomycota, Schizosaccharomycetes, Schizosaccharomycetales, Schizosaccharomycetaceae. The record is from RefSeq and is a predicted model, not a curated record. The coding region runs from base 148 to 564 and encodes 138 amino acids. The transcript has a single exon.